This is a messenger RNA of Saccharomycopsis crataegensis, 1176 nucleotides long. RefSeq lists its product as uncharacterized. The coding region runs from base 1 to 1176 and encodes 391 amino acids. Lineage: Eukaryota; Fungi; Ascomycota; Saccharomycetes; Ascoideales; Saccharomycopsidaceae. The transcript has a single exon. The record is from RefSeq and is a predicted model, not a curated record.
AUGCCCGAAUCUUCAUUCGAUGUCGAUGUCGAAUCUUCUGCUUUGAAGAAACCUCACCAUCAUGUUCGCCGUCGUUCUUCUUGGAACCGCAUGUAUAUAUAUUUGCUCACAAUUAUUUUCUUGCUGCUCACGUUAUUUCUUUUAAACAGCUACAACUCUCGUGUCUUUGAGCUUAGUAAAGGGAUCAAAGCUUCAUCGUCUUCAUCAGGACAUGCGGUAGAUGAUAGCAUAAUGUCCACACCAAACCCUGGAAAAGUAAAUAAUAAUGAGAUCAAAGCCACUAUACUGAAGGAAGAAGAUGAUGAGGUUGCCUCAAAAAAUAGUAAAGCAGCUGCUGCGGCCGCCGCCAAUAUUCAAUACACCACCGACAAAAAUGGCAAUGGUGCUAGUAGCAAAUUAUUGAUGUCUGAUGACUUGUCAAAUUCAAAAACAGUGCCGAAGGCAACCAAAGAAAUCAAUAGCGAGCAACAGAAGAUCAAACAGGAAUCAGUGAGUAACAAGGAAAAUAGUGUGCACAAUAGUGAGGAAGUUCCAGCGGGUCGUAAAAAAAGUGGGUUCGAUCCAAGUGCCGAAUUCAAAGCUAUUGUUGCUCUAUCCCCAGUAGUGAUUUUUACUUGGGAAACAAACAAUCCAAUUCCAUUAAGUAAUCACAAAACUUCUAGCUCAUCAGGCUCCGACGACUCAUCCUCAUAUCGCGCCUCAAAAGAUUUAUUAAAAACUUUGGGUGAACAUUAUCAAAUCACACCCGUACCAACUUACGUUUCUUUGGACCGUCAUCCACAUUACAAAGAGUUGGCAAUAUACAUAAACAGCCUUUACCAUAAGCUCAACUCAAAGGAUACUCACUCUAUCAUUGCUCCGUCUCCAAAAACUGAUAGCAAACCAAAAUCCAGAGCUGAGUCCUUAAUGACUGACAAGGAAAGCAUAAAUGGAAAAAAAUCCCCAGAGCAUCAAGAAGAAGAAGCCUCAUCAUACUAUUCCAAGAGAGAACUUGAAAAAAGUAGCUAUUCUUUGCCUGAACUAAUGAAGGGUGAAAAUAUUUUGCCUGGAAUAGUCAUUGCCGGAAAGCCGAUUGGCAAUUCACGUCAAUUAAAGGCUUCGCACGAAAAUGGUCAAUUACUUUCUAUUUUAAAGGAUUUUGGUGCAGGAAUUGUUAAUAUUGAGAGAGUGGGAUGA